AUGUCGAGCAAGCGUGUUGCUAUAAUUGGUUAUGGACACCUCGGGAAAUUUCUCGCUACCAAAUUAUCAGAGAACGAAAGUUUCGAAGUAGUUCGCAUUUUCAAUAGGACUGGGGGAGAUAACGUUCUGUCAUUGGAAGAAAUAUCUUUUGAGACUUUGAAAGAUGUUGAUUUGGUUGUGGAAGUGGCUCACCCUGCUAUUAUCUCCAAAUAUGCUCCAAUAUUGCUAGAGCAUUGUGAUCUGUUUAUCGGCUCCCCGACUUGUCUCGCUAACGCUGAAGUACUGAGUAAAGUCGAAGAAUUGGCCAAACAAUAUAAGAGAAGAGUACUGAUACCAUCUGGUGCUUUCUGGGGAGCCAAUGAUAUACAGAAAAUGGCAGACCUUGGAACACUCAAGGGAUUGUCGGUGACAAUGAUCAAGCACCCUUCUUCGUUCAAGUUGGAGUCACCUUUGAAAGAAAUAAAUGAGAAAGCGAAAGAAAACGCUACUGAGCCUACUGUUCUUUAUGAAGGUUCCGUGCGUGGUCUCUGUCCAUUAGCACCUAACAAUGUAAACACUAUGGCUGGUGCUGCUAUUGCUGCCAAGAAUCUUGGAUUCGAUGGUGUAACGGCUCGUUUGGUUUCGGAUCCCAACAUGCGUGAUUGGCAUAUUGUUGAAGUAGUUGUGCAAGCGGAUGAUGGAUUCGAAGUUAAAACAAUUAGAAAGAAUCCUGCAAAACCAGGAGCAGUUACUGGACAAUUCACUUAUUUUUCCUUCCUAGCAAGUAUCAAAGAGAGUCUCUUCAAACCUAUUGGGCUUCAGAUCUGUUGA
Molecule: messenger RNA, 810 nt
Organism: Auanema sp. JU1783
Lineage: Eukaryota; Metazoa; Nematoda; Chromadorea; Rhabditida; Rhabditidae
Source: the annotation of a GenBank genome assembly